GUCCCAAGAUGGCCGAAGUUGACUUCUGAGGCCGCUAUGCUUGUCUGAGCAGGGAAGCGGUUUAGUAACCUGGGAUCUCGAUGGCGGCGGCGCUGCUCUUGUCAGCCGCGCGGGGCUUGUUGGGCCGCAGUUUCCUUGCUCCCGACGUGAGCCGGCCAUUCAGUACAGGAAUCCCUAACCAAUUUCGUGUGAGGGAGCCCCCCCGCCCCAAACCAGUCGAUCGAUGGACAGAGAAACGAGCACUGUUUGGGGUCUAUGACAAUAUUGGCAUUCUGGCGGACUUUAAGGCCCACCCCAAGGACCUGAUCCUAGGCCCCAAAUGGUUACGUGGCUGGCGGGGGAAUGAACUUCAGAGAUGCAUCCGCAAAAAGAAAAUGGUGGGUGACCGAAUGUUCUUGGAAGAUUACCACAACCUGAACAAGAGGAUUAGAUAUUUGUACAGGCGUUAUAACCGCACUGGGAAGCAUCGCUGAGAGCAGCUCCUCGUUCGCUAGCAUCUGUCCCGAAGAACAUGGUGCAAAAUAUUUGCUCACGUUCUUAGGGCUCUAAAGAGAACUAUGGAUGUGGGAAGUUGUUCUAAGGAUCUUAUUCUGAUUAUGUUUCCAUUGUAUGCCACUUCAUCUACCAAUAUAUUCCUGUACAAUGUACUAAUGUCCCAUU
This is a messenger RNA of Lacerta agilis (Sand lizard), 660 nucleotides long. It is a transcript of the gene MRPL51, whose product is annotated as mitochondrial ribosomal protein L51. Bases 81 to 473 code for a protein of 130 amino acids. Gene Ontology annotation, molecular function: structural constituent of ribosome. Gene Ontology annotation, biological process: translation. NCBI's taxonomy places the organism in Eukaryota, Metazoa, Chordata, Lepidosauria, Squamata, Lacertidae. Gene Ontology annotation, cellular component: mitochondrial large ribosomal subunit. The record is from RefSeq and is a predicted model, not a curated record. The transcript is spliced from 3 exons.